AUGCAUGGUACCACUAUGAUCUCCAUGCAACGAUCGCUGUCUUCGCCAGUCCGAACAUGUUCGUCUCCAACUGCGUCUCCCACAACUACGUGCCAGCCAACAUCUGUGAAUCCGCCGCCAAUGCACGCCGAAGCUCGCAAGGAUGUCGCCAAACCGAGCCGGUACCGAUCGCGGAGCCCUUCUCGCUCUUCCGACUCGACGCAGCCGGCACUCUCUUUGCGACAUGCAGACGAAGCCAAGCGCUGGACGUACCAACGAACCCUUUCUGGCACGGCGGCUUCCUGGAAGCCUCUAGUGGCACAAACAGACGUUGUCAGUCAAGGAGGCGAACGACGUGAUCCCGGUGACCAGCCUACUACCACCCCUUCCAUGUCUAGUGAUACCGUCGCUCGACAGUCCCGUACCCAACCACUUUUGCUUGACGUGACCCAAUACACGAAUCCGCACUUUACCAAGGAUGAUGAAAGCGUCACACUACAGGAGCUUGCUCAUGUUGUGCGCCUCUCCAAAUUUCAGGAGCGCAAGCGCGCCAACACCCGUGUGCGUUUGCAAAGGAGUCUAAUCUCAACCGCACUCAGUGCCCGCCUCACACGCUGCGGUGACAUUGCCCACCGCAACCUGGUCGACAGUUUCCGGAAGGACGACAAGGACGGUUUCACACUGCUCUGCAACGCCAUCCAAGAUGUCCGCCAAAGCUGCGAUGAACUCCGACGAUAUGCCAUUCUGGAGCCUGACAUGGGGCCGUUGUCCUCUGCUGCUCUUGGAUCCUCGGAAAGUACCGAUAGUCCGACCAGUUCCACUGUUGCCAAGUCGCCUCUCCAAUCCAUCACCUCGUUCCUGCAUGAUAUUUCUGCUUCGGCCAGAGAGACUUUCCUGGCUUUCUUGUCCGACCUGAGAACCGAUCCGGACUAUCUAGCCACACGGAUAUGUAAUCUGUCCAGUUCCGAGCUCUGUGCUUUCCUUAGCUUCCACAAAGGGAUGGAGCCCGUUGAGUCCGUCUUGCCGUUUCAUGGAAGGUCGGCCAGUAGGCAUCACGCAAGUGCGUCUAGUCGAAGCAAUGCGGGUCCCGAUAUCGAACGACUCCUUUCCUUUCAGCGACACGACCCCCUCUCCAUUCUCAUUCACUCUUGCUUUGCCAAUUCAGCCGGUCCCGACAGCUCCGAGGAUCGACGGCGCACCGAGACAUGGGCAACCGUCCUGGCUAGGCUCAUCGAGCAACCCAAAUCGAGCAGCGAACAGUUCCUCAUCUCCGUGCUCAAUAUCUGGAUAGCCAUGCGCGACUGGUCUGGCAAGUCAAACAUGGAAUGGUAUUUAAUGAAGAUCCUGGAAGAUGGCGCCUUUAUUCUGGAUCGCGCCGAGGAUCAGCACGGAACAAGAUUCAACCUUUCCGACUGGAACUCGUCUGAUGAGGAGGCUGCCAAGGAAUUCUACGACAACGCUGUCCUAGGACUGUUCGAACUGGUGGAUGACGAAGAUGCCACUGGGAUUCCUGAAGGUCUCUUGGAGCUUGGAAAUGCCAUCUUGAGAAAACUCGACAACAAGUAUGUUGAAAACACAUCCCGCUGGCUCGUCUGGAGAUGCCUCUUUUUUGUCUUCCUGCUAGGCGUGAUUGUCCAUCCCGAGUCCCACGGCAUGCUGGCUGAGUAUCACAUCACUCCUUAUGCCCGAGAGAAGAUUCUGAAGAAGGUUGCCAUGAAGGCUCACGAAUAUGUUUCCAGCAUGUGGAGUGGCAAACCCUCUGCCACCUGUGUCCCAGUGGAAGUACCCACCCCGAUCAAGGGACAUGUAGAAAGCAUCCUUGCCAGGUUCCAAGGCUCACGGUCCAAACCCUCGACAGCCAAACUGCUUCCGGCCAGAUCCGUCACUUCUCUGAGGGAGACUGUCGAAGUUCAUCCCUACCUCGUUCUCAGCCCUUCGGACUUGGUUACCCUGAUAAAUGCCCUUUUCCCCGAACGUCGCCCCACGUCUUCAAUGUCGAACAGCCUUCGCUCUGGUUCCGCCUCUGUUUCUCAGCAGGUACCGACGGCCGCAAACCUGAGGAAUGUCAAUCUGGAGACUGCUUCAAUCAUAAGCACUAGUUUUUCGUCUGUCGUGAGCGAUGGAACUACUGGCCCGCGAGAUGGCUUGCAAGACGACCAGUCGAGUGGAUUUUCCCAAAGAUAUUCCCCACCUUCGGCUGAUCCCGAAGACCAGAGGAGACUGAACCACUACGACGAUGACGGCUACCGUUUGCGGCUCGCCCUCCAUGAGUUACGUCAGACGCUGGGGCAUGGAGAAACCAAGGGCCUCUGCCAUCCUUGUGCCGAGCGGUGGACAGUCCUCUUCAUUUCUUCAGACGGCGGCAAGCUGUCAACGACAAUGACCUACGACCCUGAUGAAGAUAUGGAUGAGGGCGACGACGACUCAUCUAGUACUGACACGGAUGAAGACGAGGACGACCACGGCCCGGAGCUUGACAAGGAUUAUUAUCAGCUACGUGAUGCCAUUUUGAGGAUGGUCGAGGAAUACGAUUUGCCCCGGAGCCUGGAGAAAGCUGGCGACUCUGCCCCUCAGCUGACGAACCGUGCUUCCAGGCUUCGAAGGUACAAGUCAAAGAACAGGAUCAUCACAGCAGAAAAGUCCAUGUCAAGCCGCAACCCGUACAGGUCUCAUGCUUCUGCCAAGCGCACCAACCCUUCCGCAAUCGCGGAGUCGGGUGGCACAUACGGCGCGACGUCAGGCACGAAUCAACCGCCAAAUGACCAAGAAGAUGAACCAGUCCUACUCCAGAUGCUGAGGGCUGCUUCGUCUCAGUCCAAAGCCCAGGCUGAUUUCGUAUCGUCUCAUGUUUACUGGAAAGCGCUGAAAAACCUCUCCAACCUGGAGUCACAAUCUCUCCGUGCGAAUGGGUAUGCGGUGCUAAUCAACAUAUUUUCCCGCGGACCACGUGAUUCGAUGCGACGAUCUGCGGCAGCUAUUGAGGAGUACGACGCAUGGCUAGUGUGGCUCAAGCAGAGCCAGGAACGGCAUGAGGCCUUGAUCGACCAAAUGAUGAGGCGUGUUCGGGCGAUGCGGGACAAGAUGUGGUUCGUCACGGAUGUUCGAAACUCCAAAGAGUAUGGCCACAGCCGCGAUAUAUGCCAGGCAUUGAAGAAGAUGGGUAUGCCGCGAAGAUGGAAUUCAUUACAGAGAUGCCGAGCCAAUGCCACCCGUGCUCCUACAUCGUUUUAUCUGUAUCGCACCGAGUCGCAGAUCAUGGAUCUCUUGGCUGCUCCAGAAGAGCAGGGCGGGCCAAACAAGUUGAGUGACGAUCAAGCUGAGAUGACGUCCCUCUGGUUGCAACAAUAUGGCAUCGAGAAUUUCUGCCAGGGAGAAGAGAGAAUCCACAGAUUCUGCUGCGAGGUGGACAAGUGCAUAUCCAAGCUUGUUGGCGAGACAAUCCGAGAUGCUCCUGUGCUGUGGUCAAGCGAUCUCUACAAGCGCGAGAAACUCGUGUACGACGGUAUGCGAGCUCGCGAGAAGGAUCAAGGCUGGGCCAACGACGACACUGCGAGCGUUAUUAGCGACUGCGACAGGCGCCUUGGGUCAGCUUCAGGGAGACCAAGUUGGUUGGGCCGCGAGACACGAAACACCAGCCACUCCAGCGUAAGCCAACAUUCCUCGGAUGCAUCCCGAAUCAACUUUGCCAGGCCAACUGCCUCUCUCUCGGACGUUGUGGACAGCCAGGACUAUUUUGAAAAAUCAUCGCCGGCCAAUACUAUAGACUCGGUCAGUACGUUCUGGUCGCCCUUCCAACCGGUACUGUCCCCUGGGUCAGGCAUCUCAAGGGCCUACUCUCCCACUACAAGCCUGGCAAACUUUUCGACGACAUUUUCUGGGCCUUUAAAUCACGCGCCUUUACCCUCUAGCUCGAGCGUCUCGACAGGGCGGACAGGGACGUCGACGUCUUCCAACGAAACAGUCUUUCAGCAGCGUUACGAGGACGAGAAGACUCGUUUCUUAGCCGACCUGCGACAGACUCUCACGAGCCUUAUUCUAUCAGAUCUAGGAAGCCAAGUGCUAGCACGUGGUUCGGAGACCGAUUUCUGGUUUCACAGCCUCGGACAGCAGUGCAUUGAUAGGAAGGAUGCCCUUGAUUGUCGCGCCAGAAGAUUCUCCGAGAAGAAGGAUAAGGACGCUGGCAGUCGAAGUGGCACACGGCCCAGAGUUAUAGAAAAGAAGAAGAGCUUCAGAAAUCUGAGGGGCGUCGGUGGUGGUGAUGCUGCAGGUGACCGAAGUUCAGAAUUGCCGUCCAUUAGCGUUUGCGAAGACACCGACACUCCUCUCGGAAUCAAUGGCCAGACAAGCGGCACAAGGCCAAGCAUUGCUAAAGAUGGCGGAAUCGACUUUCCAUUCAAGAAGGCAUAUCAUCGGCUGUUGAACAUGUUCAGCGUCAACCCCAACCCCUUUGCUAAACUGAACGCUCUCAACGAGCUGGAGAACCUCAUAGUUGCCUCGCUGAUGUGGAAUGGCUCGAAAAAGCUCAGAGCUAACCGAUCGGAUGCUGGGUCUAGCUCUGCAGAAGAUCGCGGCGUACAUCGACAAACCCCUCUUGACGGGACUAUCGACAAUGUGAAGGAACGUCGGUUUCAGGCACUCCAGUCUGGUUUCCAGACGACAGGAUACGGACACCAGCCGCGGCAGGCAAACCCCGAGACCAGAUCGGUUGUUUCUACUAGCGCGGCAACUACAGAUCUGAUCACGAGCGAGUUGCAGAGGCUUUUCCGGGAUGCAGGCAUCCGGCCCAAGUCACUUUUUCGGGAUCUGCAGCUCAUCGCCUCGUUUGUGCCGCCUUCCAUACUUGAUCGACCGGAGCGGGGCAAGGCGUUUUGGAAUGCUGGUCUGGCAGCCUUGAAGCUCAAGUCAGAAGUCUGUCUCACCAUGGUGGAAAUGGCAGAUGAGGUGAUUGCAGCCCACACACGCUCCCGAAAGUCUGCUGGCGACACCAACAACAACAACAGCAACAACAAUAACAACAUGCCACCUGCACCGCAGUCGCCGUCUCUGACGGGCACGCCGCCGCCACCGUCAACAACCUACAAAUUGGACGACGUGGGUAAGAUGUGGGCAAUCACAGCGAGGGAGGGCUACCCGACUGCACAGCGAGAACUGGCGCUCUUCUACCUUUCCAACCCCGAAUUUGUAGAACGCACCACGCUCCCUCUCUCAAAACCCCGGCAAGUCUUCAAGCAGGCCGUCAUGGACAGAUAUGGAAGACCCGAAAGGGCUCGAGGAAACGUCGGAGUAGCUGGCCCGGCUGCUCUCGCGAACGGCGGAACGAACGCGCGCGCGAUGCCUGCCGGGCCCAAUGCUGCUGGGGUCGGGUCAGCCGCUGUCAAUGGUAAAGGGGACGUGAGAAAUGACGUGGGACUCAUGUGCGUCGCGGUCCAUUGGAUGGAAGCGGCCGAGCAGGGAGGCGAUGACUUGGCGACCAGCUUUUUACGACAAAAUGAAUUCAUGACCCUGGCAUGA
Molecule: messenger RNA, 5490 nt
Organism: Ustilaginoidea virens
Lineage: Eukaryota; Fungi; Ascomycota; Sordariomycetes; Hypocreales; Clavicipitaceae
Exons: 2
Coding region: 1-5490 (1829 amino acids)
Source: RefSeq, a predicted model, not a curated record